GGGGAGCACCUCCCAAAAUUGGAUUUGUGUUUUGGAGGGAUUUAGCUAGGAAAUGCGGAGUCCUCUGCUCUUCUCUUUUUUUCUUGUUUCCAUCUGCUGGAAAUCGCCCAACCGAAGAAGCGUUACCUGCUGCUUCUGCUGGCUGCUCUGAUCGGAAUGGACUCCUCCUACGCUUCUUUAUGGGAGAAAACUCGAAUUCCUCAACCAUCGUUUCAGAAACUAGCCGUGAUUUCAAUCUUCGAGAAACUCCGAUCCGCUCCGCCGCACCUCGGACCCGACUCCCUCCCUGGAACGGAAGCCAUCACUCAGUGCCUCCACUCCGCCUCUCCCGCCGUCCUUGACCAGUCGGUCCGGGAACUAUGCCGACUCGUCAGGGACUCCAAGCUGGACCUCUCUCGAGGGUUACUAGAGCUCCAGUCUGCCCUCGAAGCCACUGCUUCUCGCUUCGUCACUCUCUUCGUCAAAGGUUUAGGAUUUCUUGUCUUGUUAGGUUUUCGGAACAAUUCUCAUUCAUUUCAUUUCAAUGCGCCAGAGACGCAUCCGUUUGUCAUGAUACUUUCUUCACGAAAAGAGGUACAUCCCGAGCUUGUGCGCCAGGUGCUCAUUCUGUUAUCAGAGGGUAAACAACGCCGGAUGUUAGAAGCUUGUCAGUUCUUAACACCUUUUCUGAAUUAUGCGAUUGUGCGGGCGUCUUCUGCUGCUUCUCUGGCUUUCUUUGUUAGAAAUCUGGUGUCAUCUAUAGCAUCAUUAUGCUGUUCGCUUUCUCAAGAGGCUGUCCCUAUUAUCAAGCUACUAAUUGGACGGAUUAAAUACUUUCCCUGUAGGAAUGAGGAUGACUUAACAGAGAUUUUUUAUUUAGUCGAAUGCAUAGUGGAUGCAUGGUCUAUGGUCUUGAGGCAACUAGUUAGAAUGGGAUUGGUAUUCCACUACAAUAACUACUCACAUGUUCACGAAGCUCAAUUAUGCAGUGUGGAACUACUGGACGCGAUUUUCUCAUUGCAUGAUGAUCUUCUCCAGCCAGCAGGUUCCCUUGAGUACAUUUUAGAGAUAUCAAGGCGUUUAUUGGAUGUGCAGAAAGAUCUUGGAUUAAGUUUUUUGCCCGAGCUAUCAUCAGCAAUACCAUUCUUAAUUAUAAGACUUGUCUAUUCAGAGCUUGAACAUGAACAACUCUCUGCAGUGAAACUGCUUUCCUUCAUAUUUAGUUGGAAAAAUGGCAGUGGCAAAACUGGUCAUAGAUCUCCAUGCAUAUUACAUGAAGAACUUUUAUGCAUAUUUCCUGUCAUCAACCUUGUACACUCUCCAUCAAAAUCAGUAAAGCAAGAAGCCAUCAAAUUGCUUUCUGUUUUAAGAAAGCUUUCAAUUGAUUCAUUUGUUCUAUCAAGUACAGUUGUAUCAAAUGAAUGGAAGCUUCCCUCCAUCAGUACAGCUGCACACUUUGCUCUCAGGCUACUACAGAAUCUGUGGCUUCAGGACCAAGCUUCAUUACCUAGCCAUUUCUAUCUAAAUGUUGCUCCUGUUGAUGAAUCAUCCACAAACAAGAAGAAUAUCGCAAAGUCAUGGGCAUCUAUGUUGAAUGAGUACAUGAUGCUGAUAAUUUCAAGAAGAAAGUCUCCUUUAUCAAUAUCUGGAUCCCAUGAAAAACUUCUUACUGAAAUGCCCUCAUUACUCAGUGGGAUCACAUGUGUACUCCUCUUGCAUCGAACUCUUGGACAGUCUGCUGUAGAUUUAUUGGCUGCAUGCAGCCAAGUGGACCCAAAACUUGGGAUGCCAUUGUGGCUAGUCAUGCUUUUUUACACACAUAUGUUUUCUGAAAAGGAUAUUAGUUCCCCUGCCUUGCCGUUAAAACUCUUGGGCAUGCUACCAUCGCUUGCUUCACAUUCUGCAAUGUUGCCUCUAGUCAUUCAAACAAUUUUACCGAUGCUUCAAAAGGAGGCUCAACCUGUUUUGUAUGCUUCUGCAAUGCGUUUGAUCUGUAAGGCAUGGGAGUGCAACGAUCGCGUCUUUGGAAGUUUACAGGGAGUAUUACUCGCAAAAAAAUUUACAGAGUUUGCAUGUGAGAGAGAGAUCUGUAUUAGCAUGGCUCUUUCCAUUCGUAACGUAUGUAGAAAGGACCCUGAUAGAGGUGUUGACCUUAUCUUGUCUGUGGAGGCUUGCAUUGAGCAUCAAGAUUGUCUUAUUCAGUCACUUGGUCUUGAGAGCCUUGCCCAUCUUUGUGAAGCAGAUGUAGUAGAUUUUUAUACAGCUUGGGAUGCGAUAGCAAAACAUGUGCUAAACUACUUCGGAAAUGCCACGGUUGCUUGUAGUCUUUGUCAUCUCUUAAGAUGGGGUGCACUGGAUUCCGAAUCAUAUCCUGAACCUGCUCUUGGAGUUGUUAAAUUAUUGUGGGAAAUUGGGAACUCUAAAAUUGUUGGUGUUGGAUGGAUGAAAGCUCGAGCAUCUGCCUUUGUGGCAUUAACUCAUUAUGAGGUAGGGCAAUUUCAGAGAAGCAUUCCAAAAUUUAAUGAUAGGAAUUUGGAGUUCCUUACAUCUGAGGUUGAUCUGGACGUAUUGAAAGCAUUAAAAGGAUUUGAAGUCAAAAUUAUAAGACAUGAGCACAUUACGCGUAGAAGACUGGUGAAGCAGAAAAAACUGCCAAAAGGAAAGAUUGAAAAGUUAAUUGAUGUUUUCCCUAAGGUCAUGAUUACUUCAGGAAGUGACAGAGUACCUAGAGAACUGCCUGGUGCAGCACUCUUUUGCCUUUCUUUCAAUCAUGAAGGCUUGAAUUUUCCAAGAACACCAGAAAAGGCAUUGCAAGAUGUACAAGAUAAAUACAAGAAUGCCGUAGUUGAAAUAGUCGACUCUCUUCAGCUCUCAAGGAAUGUUUUGAUUGCUCUACUGGCAUUGCAAUCUUGGAAACCAUUCAUGCGAAGAUGGCUAAGGGCUCGCCUCAUAUUACUAGAUACUAAGGUGCAUUCGACUGUGUCAGAUAGAACUUCCAUUGCUGCUAAAGAAAUUUUGAAGAAUUUGAUAGAAGUUGGCAAAAAAUCUCCUCCCAGAUCUGCUGAGAAUAUUGGGUUAGCAAUUGGGGCUCUUUGUUCGGUACUCCCAUUAUCCGACCAUGUUAUUAAAUCAACUGCGUCAAAAUUUUUGCUGGGAUGGCUGUUCCAACAUGAGCAUGAGUAUCGACAAUGGUCUGCUGCUAUUUCUCUUGGGUUGAUAUCAAGUUGCCUGCAUGUGACCGAUCACAAGCUGAAAAUAGAAUAUAUUAAUGCACUUCUUGAGGUGUUAUCCAUGAGCAAAAGCAUCCUUGUGAAAGGAGCAUGUGGGGUUGGGUUGGGGUUUUCAUGUCAAGAUCUUCUUACCAAGAGUGAAGCUGAAGAUAGUUCUCAUCUGGGUAGAGGAACACUCAGAGCAGAAGAAGUGAAAUUGUUGAAAAAGAUUAUUGGGAGCUUAUCCCAACUGAUAAGUCCAUUAACUCAUUCAUCAGUUGAUUUUCUGAAAAAUGCAUUUUCAUGGCUUCAACUUGGAUCAGAUGAUUUUGAUUCAAAUGUUACUCCCAAGGUUCUUGAACAAAGCAGUGACAGUUUUAAGGAUGAUGUAUGGGGUACUGCAGGGCUCAUAUUGGGCUUAGGCAGUUCUGCUGGUGCAAUCUAUAGAGCAGGUGGUUAUGAUGCAGUUCUCAAUCUGAAAAGCUUGCUUCUGUCUUGGAUUCCCAACUUGAAUCCUUCCGUUCCUUUUUCUGCUGCAAGUGCAGAAUGUGAGCUUAUGUUAUCAACAGGUGCUUGCCUUGCAGCACCUAUGGUAAUGGUGUUCUGUCACAGAGUAGAGCUUAUAGAUGGUACUCAGAUGGAGCAGCUAGUGGGUUGCUACAAGAAACUUAUUUCUCAGCUAGUCCCUGUUCAGAGGUUUAGCACUCUUCAUCAGAGCUUGUUGUUGGCAUCUUGUGUUGGAGCUGGGAGCCUUCUUGGUGCCAUUUCGAAUGGAAGUUUGCAUGCUUUGAAAGUUGAACUUGUUAAAGAUUUGCUGGACUUAUUCAGGAAGAGCUACUCAAAUCCCAACCAUCCUUUAGUUCACUUGGGUGCUGUCAUUGGGGCUGUAAAUGCAUUAGGGGCUGGUGCAAAAUUACUGAUUCCAGAUCACCCUUCUUGCUCAUUAUAUGUUAUCGAUGAUCAAAAGGAGUCUCCGUUCAUCAAUGGUCCAUUACUUUCAAAUCCAGCCUUGGAGCCUUAUUUGACAUCAAUGGUGCAAGAGAUUUUUCUUUUAGCACAAAACUCUGAUACUGAUCAACUGAAACAGUAUGCUGCAUGGGCGGUUUCCUUUCUUUGGCAUUCAUUACAUUUCCAAGAGCCACAUAAUAAGGAAACUACAGUUGGUGAUGAAGACAUCAAGAAUGUCUCACACUCUUUUCCUGAGGACAGCACAGUUUUGAGGCUAUCUUUGUGGCUAAAGAAUCUGCAGUACACUGGGAGAGGCAAAGUUGUACAUGUUAACACUGUUGCAAUGGUUAUGCACUGUCUUGCACAUGCCCCCAGAUUGCCAUCAUUAGAUUGGGGAAUAAUCAUCAGAAGAUGCAUGCAAUACGAGGGUGAAGUUGCUGAAAUGUUGUUCCAAGAUGUAACCUUUGAGAAAGGACUUCUGAGAGAGGAAUGCCUACUUUUCUCUCUAUCCCAUGCAAACCAAUUUGAUCAAAUCCUUAUCUUUCUUGACGAACUUUGCGACCUUGCCAGGAUGAGGGCACUUGAACCAACUCUGCAGUCAUGCAUACUAGUGUACCUGGCUGAUCUGUCUAAGAUAUUCUCUGGCUCUCGGGUUUUGAAACUGUUCAAUGAUUUGGCUAACUUCUUAUCUUGGUUAGUUUCAUCUGGACAAUUGAGUCCUGAUCAGAAAAGCUCAUUAAGGUCGUCAUGCUGGAGAGGCCUGAAUAAGUGUUUGGAGGAAUCUUCUCUUGACACACUAAGUUACAAGUCUGAAAUAGAAAACUGUAUGGAAAUUCUAUUCCAUGCAUUACCCCAGUUUCCCAACGUUGGCUCUAAACAACUGUCUCAGGCAAAUAUCUCUGGAGAAUGGUCUGAAGCGAUUCGAUGCCUUGCGAAGUCUCAACAAGGAUGGCUAUUGAAUCUUUUACAGAUUCCAGAGGUGAGUCAUAAUGAGGCAAAUGAUCACUCUGAAACUGUGAAAAAGAUCCUAGUGAAAUCAAGAUUAGUUCAAACUGGCUCCAUCUCAUUGAGUGAACUCGGAAAACUACAAUCUUAUAUGUUGAACCACAGAUGUGAAGUUAUCUGGGAUGCUCUACUAGGCAUUAUAGAGACUUUGCAGUACAUUGAUGGGAGUGCUAAGAGGCAAUGGCUUGUUAAUGCAAUGCAAAUUAGCUGUGUUUCACGUUUUCCUUCCACGGCAUUGGGGUUCAUUGGCCUGCUAUGUGGAAGCUGUUGCAGAUACAUGCCUGUUUUAGUUGUAGACCAAAUGGCUGUGUUGAGUGACCUUCCCAUCACAUUGACAUCCCUUCUCUUGGACAGCCAAUGGGCAGUGGUAGCAGAAUCUGUUGUUUCCCACAUUUGGUCAUUAACCAUUCGAGUCCAUGAGUGGGCAAAAUGCAUAGCUGACGGUAUGUGUUCGGUUAAACAACCCCCUAUUGACAACAGUGAAAAUGGCAUGGCUACUUUCCUCUUCCGGGUAUUGCACCAUUCCUGUGUUUCUCUUAAACAAUAUCUAUCACCUGACGAGCAACUAGAACUGGCGAACAUGGAGUCAACAAAUCUGUAAGAGAUCAUAAAUGGGGUUCUUUCUCAUAGAAUUGUUAGUCUUUUAACAUAAGCUGUACAAAUCCCACCACUUCCGCCCUUGGAUUAGAUUCUGACUUCCGAUGAAAAAUGAGUGCGACUUCCAUUGAUUGUUCUAUCUUUUUUUUGGAUGUACAAACUGCAAAGGGAGCUGCGCUUUUAUUCUCCCAAGAAACUAAAUUCUGAUUGUAAAGCAAUGUCCAGCUUUUUAUUCCAAAGCUUUUUGUGUUUUUAAUGCUGUGAAAGUAGGAGCAACACUGCCUUCAACAGAUUGUUUUAAAAAUAUUCUGUACUGUAUAUCAUUUGCCUUGAAAAGAUGUACUCAUGUUUGCUACAGGAGUUUGAAAAGU
Molecule: messenger RNA, 6109 nt
Organism: Cuscuta campestris
Lineage: Eukaryota; Viridiplantae; Streptophyta; Magnoliopsida; Solanales; Convolvulaceae
Source: the annotation of a GenBank genome assembly